UAGCGGGUGGAACCUCCAGUGCAACCGCAUUGUUGUUUGGGAGAAAGGUUGUUGGUUUUUAGAAAUUGGACACUUCGAUUUACGAAUGGUCCUUUUUAGUAGUAACUACGUGCCGAGAACAAGAACGACUUUACAAACUGAUACAGUCGUCACGGAAACCGUACUGUUUUCUCUACAGAAACAAUUUAAGCCUUUCUCGAGCGGCGCCCGUUGGAUCAGAUUGUGCGGAAUCACAGCCACUCCGCGGGCCACAUCGCCAUUGCUUUAACUGCUGCCGCUGUCUGCAGAACAAAACAUUGAAAAAUUAUAUCCAACAUGAAAAGAAAAGGGCGUCAUCAUCGAGUGUCUACGACAAGGCGUUCAACUUCUCCUUGCAAUAUCAAGAACUCUCCCACACGGGAAACACUGACAUAUGCCCAGGCUCAGAGGAUGGUAGACAUGGAGAUUGAUGGUCGUCUACACAGAGUCAGUAUUUUUGACACUUUAGAGAUAAUUUCAGAGGAUGACCUUACAGCACAAGAGCUAACUGAAUGUAAGAGCAAUAAGGAAAACAGCCAACGGCCAGCUCUGGUAAGAUCCAAAAGACUUAAAAACAAUAAUUUAAAAAAGAAGAAUGUUGUUCCACCAAAUGCACAUGGUGUACCAGUAUCAUCUAGUACUCUCCCAGAACCCAACAUUCGUAUUGUGGACUACAACCCACCUGUAGCUCCUCGGAGACCCCCCUCAUAUUACACGUUUAUUGAGAAAUCUUCUGAUGAACUUGAUAAAGAGGUAGAGUAUGAUAUGGACGAGGAGGAUUAUGCAUGGCUAGAACUUAUCAAUGAAAAACGCAGAAGUGAGGGGCUGAGUGUUGUUUCUCAGAAUGUAUUUGAGUUCCUCAUGGACAGAUUUGAAAAGGAAUCUUUCUUUGAAAGCCAGAACCAAGGAGAUCCCCAGUCUCUCAUUGAUGAAGAUGCAGUAUGUUGCAUUUGUAUGGAUGGUGAAUGCCAGAACAGCAAUGUCAUUUUAUUUUGUGACAUGUGUAAUUUAGCAGUGCAUCAAGAGUGUUAUGGAGUUCCAUACAUCCCAGAGGGGCAAUGGCUUUGCCGGCAUUGCUUGCAGUCUCCUUCCCAGCCUUUAGACUGUAUACUUUGUCCCAACAAGGGUGGUGCAUUGAAAAAGACGGAUGAUGAUCGUUGGGGACAUGUAGUUUGUGCCCUGUGGGUACCUGAAGUGGGUUUUGCUAACACUGUUUUUAUUGAGCCAAUUGAUGGUGUAAGGAAUAUUCCUCCAGCAAGGUGGAAGUUGACAUGCUAUCUCUGUAAACAAAAAGGAGAUGGUGCUUGCAUUCAGUGCCAUAGAGCAAACUGUUACACAGCAUUUCAUGUGACUUGUGCUCAAAAAGCAGGCCUUUACAUGAAAAUGGAACCUGUAAAAGAAGUAAUAGAGGCUGGAACAACUUUCUCUGUGAAAAAGACUGCCUAUUGUGAUGCACACACUCCAACAGGCUGUGUAAGGAGACCGCUGACAAUUUAUGAGGAAGCCAAAACAAAAAAUGGACAUUGUCAAAAAACAGCUAGGACCAGAUUAAAAGGAAGGCAUAAAAACAAGAAGAGUAAAAAAGUUUUAGCUGAACCACUCGGAGCUGUUCCUACAGUAUCUGUACCAAGUAUCCCAUCUCAAAGGUUGAACAAAAUUCUCAAUCAAGUUGCUGUGCAGAGAAAGAAACUGUUUAUAGAACGUAUUUUGAAUUACUGGACACUGAAAAGGCAGUCAAGAAAUGGUGUGCCAUUGCUACGGCGUUUACAGUCAAAUUUACAGUCACAACGAAAUGCACAGCAGAGGGAAGAUAAUGAGGAAAGCAGUGCUUUGAAAGAACAAUUGAAGUACUGGCACAGGCUUCGCCAUGACCUUGAGAGGGCACGCUUAUUGGUGGAGUUAAUUCGUAAACGAGAGAAAUUAAAGAGAGAAGAGAUCAAGGUUCAGCAGGUUGCCAUGGAGCUACAGUUGAUACCUUUCACUGUUCUUCUUCGGUCAGUGCAAGAUCAGCUUGAAGAAAAAGAUACUGCCAGGAUUUUUGCACAGCCAGUGAACCUCAAAGAGGUUUCUGAUUACUUGGACCAUAUCAAACAUCCAAUGGAUUUCUCUACAAUGAGAAAAAGGAUAGAAGCUCAAGGAUAUAAAAACCUGGAUGAAUUUGAAGAGGAUUUCAACCUUAUUAUUGAAAACUGUAUGAAGUAUAAUGCCAAGGACACAAUAUUUUACAGAGCAGCUGUUCGAUUAAGAGAUCAGGGGGGUGCUAUUCUGAGGCAAAGCCAUCGUGAUGCUAAACGUAUUGGAUUUGAUUAUGAAACAGGAAUGUACUUAUCUGAACCACCAAAGAUUGAACCACCUCUGCCUUUUUCCUGGGAAGAUGUGGACAAACUCCUAAAUCCAGCAAACAGAGUACACAUGUCCUUGGAAGAACAGCUCAAAGAACUACUUGAAAAACUUGACUUGACCUGUGCAAUGAAAUCAAGUCCAUCUCGGAGCAAACGCUUAAAAUUAUUAAAGAAAGAAAUAUAUAAUGUGCGAUACGAACUUAGCCUGCAGAAAACUCAAUCCAAGCAACCAGAGCUGAGCACAACUUGUGUUGAAGAUAGUACACCUUUAGAGCAAAAUCUCGAGGAAGAUGGAGACAAGUCAAUGCCACCAAAUCUAGAACCAUCAGAUUCUUUGCCACCUCCUUUAAAUUUGGACAGUAAUUCAGAACCACCUACCCUCAAACCAAUUGAACCUAACCCUGAGAACAAUAAAUUGCAUAAACGAGUUAAGUUUGAAAAUGAAAUGUGUGGCAUUUCUCCACCAAAGGAAAUGUUUAAUGGACACGCUCAAGAACACUUGCUUAAGGACACCGAUGUUAGUGUGGUGGCCACAUCUACAUUAGCGGAGUCCUCAAGUGAUGUCAACAGACGAACAUCUGUUCUUUUUCGAAAAUCUAAAAGCCCAAGUCCUCAAAAACUUGGGAAAAUCAGUGAUGCACAGCCUAGUUCUCCUCAGCUAGGGACCAAAACAUUUUUGUCUGUGGUUAUUCCAAGAUUGGAGACUCUUCUUCAGCCAAGAAAGAGGUCCCGAAGUGCAUGUGGAGACAGUGAAGGUGAUGAAGAGUCUCCCAUGAAACGUUUUGAUUCAGGACUUACUAAUGGUUUCGGAAACGAUGAGUGCAAGGAGCUCACUCCAUCCAGAAAACUUGAACCCAGACGCAGAUGUGCAUCAGAAUCCAGUAUCUCUUCAAGCAGUAGUCUUUUAUGCAGCACAAGUUUGAGCCUUCCAAAAUGUGGGAAAGGAAAACCAGCACUGGUACGAAGAAACACCAUUGAUGACAAAAAUGAAUUAAUAACUUGCAUUGAAACUGGAAACUUUGCUAAAGCAGCAAGAAUUGCAGCAGAAGUUGGCAACAACAAUAUGUGGAUGCCUGCUAAUUCUGCAACUGUUGUCCUGGAACCUCUGAAACUAGUUUGGGCAAAGUGUAGUGGCUAUCCCUCCUAUCCUGCACUGAUAAUAGAUCCAAAAAUGCCUCGACUUGGUUGUCACCAUAAUGGUGUGUCCAUACCAAUACCUCCACUUGAUGUUUUAAAAGUAGGAGAACAAAUGCACUUCAAGUCUGGAGAGAAACUUUUCCUUGUUCUUUUCUUUGACAACAAGAGAAGCUGGCAGUGGCUUCCUAAAUCAAAAAUGGUCCCUCUUGGAAUUGAGAAAACUAUCGACAAGUUAAAAAUGAUGGAGGGUCGAACCUCCAGCAUUCGCAAAGCUGUACAGACCGCCUUUGAUCGAGCAAUGAAUCACCUAAGUCGGGUACGGGGGGAACCAGUUAGUGAUUUUAGUGAUGUUGAUUAAAUCGGUGCUAACUUGACAUCUUGCCUCAUUUGGACUUCUGCUAUAUUUGGCUGAUUACUGUUUCUUAAUGAAUGUGCUGGAGAUCUAUUUAUCAAUUAUUGUACUUAGUAACUGCAUUCAACUAAGAGCAAUACGCUAAAAUAGUCACUGCCAUUCUUAAUUCUGACCUUUUCCAUCACUCGCUUGUAGUUGCAAGAACUUUUUUCCUUAUCUGAAAAUGUAAAUGUGUAUAUUGUCCGAAGCUUUAAUUUAUUCCAUAGACACGGUUCAUUCUUUUUUUUUAUUAUUUGGUACAGUGGAUUAACUGUAUAAAAAGAUAUGUACCAUAUCACCAUGUGGGCUUUCCCGGUGCUAAAUGCAUUGUAAAAUCCUACAAACAAAUCAAAUUCCGAAAUAGGGCUACAACAUAUUGUUAAAUAUGAUUUCAGUAACUGCUGUUUGUUUUUAUAUCUUGUCUGAGUUACAUAAGUUAU
Messenger RNA from Polyodon spathula (Mississippi paddlefish), 4328 nucleotides. RefSeq names its product bromodomain-containing protein 1-like. Gene Ontology annotation, biological process: regulation of transcription by RNA polymerase II. Lineage: Eukaryota; Metazoa; Chordata; Actinopteri; Acipenseriformes; Polyodontidae. The record is from RefSeq and is a predicted model, not a curated record. Gene Ontology annotation, cellular component: MOZ/MORF histone acetyltransferase complex. The transcript is spliced from 13 exons. The coding region runs from base 316 to 3855 and encodes 1179 amino acids. Gene Ontology annotation, molecular function: protein binding.